Molecule: messenger RNA, 1395 nt
Organism: Cyphellophora europaea CBS 101466
Lineage: Eukaryota; Fungi; Ascomycota; Eurotiomycetes; Chaetothyriales; Cyphellophoraceae
Exons: 1
Coding region: 1-1395 (464 amino acids)
Biological process (GO): transmembrane transport
Cellular component (GO): fungal-type vacuole membrane
Molecular function (GO): transmembrane transporter activity
Source: RefSeq, a predicted model, not a curated record
AUGGACUCAUCAUUAGCCAGAUCUGUGACGGCUACAGACGUCGAGACUGCUCCUGCUCGGCAGCAUGCGUAUCCAGCUCAAGAUCCUGAGAAGCAGGUAGUCAGAACUGCAACUCGUGGCUCAAACGCCAGCGUCGUGACAAGACGUGUGCUUUCUCGCUUCCGCACCGCCGACUCCAUCCCUCUGACACCCCCGCCAGAUGGAGGUGUCCAAGCGUGGUUGAUGGCCUUCAUGGCAUGUCUCGUGAACUUCAACACUUGGGGCUAUGCUAACACCUUUGGCGUCUUUCAAACCUACUAUGUCAACGUCAUGGAUAUCGGAGAGCCAUCGGCAGUAUCUUGGAUAGGGUCGUUGCACGUCUUCCUGGUGUUCGCCAUCGGCACCUUCUCUGGGAGGGCAACAGAUGCGGGCUACUUUCAUCUGACUUUCUGGACCGGGUCCGCCAUCUACUGCAUUGGCCUGCUUGCACUGAGCUUCUGCAACACGUACUGGCAGGUUCUGGUGUGCCACUCACUGGUCAUCGGUCUUGGAGCAGGCCUCGCUUUCGUCCCGAGCUUGGCGAUUGCGGCCUCGUACUUCUCACAUGCGAAGCGCUCGAUGGCCCUAGCUCUGGUCGUAUGCGGCAGCAGUGCUGGCGGUCUGGUGUUCCCCGCUGUGGCCGAGCAGAUGCUACCGAAGAACGGCUUUGGCUGGACAAUACGCACCAUCUUCUUCAUUCAAACUGCCUUGGCUAUCAUCGCGGGCCUGCUGUUCAAGCCACGCAUACCACCAAGGCAAUCGGGUCCGCUGGUCGAAUGGGUCGCCUUGAAAGAGGCGCCGUACACACUCUAUCUCGCCGGCAGUUUCUUCGCGUUUGUCGGGCUCUAUAUUGGCUUCUACUACAUCGGAAGCUUUGCCAGGGACGUCCUUGGGGCCGAUCAGUCCACCAGUAUUCAACUGCUCCUGACCAUGAAUGGAGUCGGUCUCGUUGCUCGUGUGCUACCAAACUUCAUCGCUGAGAAGUUCAGUGGGCCGCUCAAUCUGAUCAUACCCUACACGAUUGCCACAGGAAUCGUCAUGUUUUCGUGGAUAGCCGUACACGAGAUUUCCAGCUUGUGGGCGUGGGCUGUGGUCCAAGGAGUGGCCAACGCCGGCAUCCAGGCGCUGUUCCCGGUCGUGUUGACUAGCCUUACGGACGAUCCGAAGAAGAUGGGGGUGAGAAGUGGUAUGGGCUUUACGGUCGUCGGCUUUGCGGUCCUCAUCGGCCCCCCUAUCGCAGGAGCACUCGUGGAAAGGAUGGAUGGUAGCUAUCUCGGGCUACAAAUAUUUGGCGGUUUGACCAUGGCCCUGGCAGUCUGCUGUCAAAUCGCUGCUAGAUGGGCAACGGUUGGGACAGAUCUGAAAGCAAAAUUGUAG